AAUCUCGUCAGUUCAACGCCAAGUUCGAGCAGCGAGAACAGUCUCAGUACUAGCAUCUACGAAUAUCGCAGCGAUGAAGUUCAUUGUGACAUUACUUCUGGUCGUGGCGCUCGUGGAUCUAAUCCAUUGUACACCAACGGACCGCAAAGCUGAUUAUAUAAUAGACAAUAGCAGUUCUAAAGAUCCUGAAGAUAAACCUGUACCAAGUUCAGUCACAGAGAAGUGGGAAGUGGCUGGGUCAGCCGCGGAAGUUGUCAAUCUCGAUGAUUCUGUACCCGUGAAAACAAACGAAGAAACUAAGAGUCCGAUCGCAACUACGGAACCUACCUCUUCUGACAACUUCAUUAAUUCUUUUUGGUAUUCAAAUUUUGCAAACCUAGCAGGAGAUCCUCAAAAAUAUGUGUUUUGUGGGAAUAAGUGGUAAACUCAAUAUGUAUAA
Spodoptera litura is the source of this 439-nucleotide messenger RNA. RefSeq lists its product as uncharacterized. The record is from RefSeq and is a predicted model, not a curated record. NCBI's taxonomy places the organism in Eukaryota, Metazoa, Arthropoda, Insecta, Lepidoptera, Noctuidae.